This is a messenger RNA of Xiphophorus maculatus (southern platyfish), 5326 nucleotides long. Its product is annotated as dual specificity protein phosphatase CDC14AB-like. Gene Ontology annotation, biological process: positive regulation of cytokinesis; protein dephosphorylation; regulation of exit from mitosis. Gene Ontology annotation, molecular function: protein tyrosine/serine/threonine phosphatase activity; protein serine/threonine phosphatase activity. The record is from RefSeq and is a predicted model, not a curated record. The coding region runs from base 2967 to 4433 and encodes 488 amino acids. The transcript is spliced from 14 exons. Lineage: Eukaryota; Metazoa; Chordata; Actinopteri; Cyprinodontiformes; Poeciliidae. Gene Ontology annotation, cellular component: mitotic spindle; nucleolus; centrosome.
UUACAAAAAGUUGCAAUUAAGUAAGUAAUUGUAAUUGAAGAAAUUGUGACAACUUUGCCGAAACUCGUUGUUUGAGCUUUCACGUGUCCGUAGUUCUCCAGAUAAGCGCUGAACAAGCGCGUGGUUGCUACGCGCGUGCUUUCUCAGUGCUCAUAACGAGCACGCGCGUAUUUUGCCGCCUGUGCGGAGCGGCAAGAAGAGGCAGGGGGAACCGAAUCUGAUUGGGAAACGCGAAUCGACGUAAUACCGCGUUUUACGUCGACGUUUGAUAUGGGCCAUGAAGCCCACAUCAAACAUUCACAUUCUCAAAAAAUGUUUUGUCUCAAAUCAACCAUGUCUGAAGUUUCUUAGUUUUCUAGGUUUUUAUAUUCAGGAGGGUUUAUACUGGUUUAGAAAUGUUCCUCUACAUUCAUUUCCUGUGAUGAGCAGGUGUUCUAUCAGAUUAUCAUACGCGGUCAGAAUAGCGUACAUGCAGUGAGUACGCAUGCCUGCGCAUGCGCAUUAAGAAGUCCGACCGUCAGAGGAGCUCAGUUCAGUUUACGCGACAGGUUGUGACGAAAAUAAGUCAUUAAAUUGCUUUCAAUAAUAACUAGAUAGAUAUAAAUGCAUUGUCGUGGUUUCAAAGUGUAUUUAAAGCAGAGUCUAGCUACAGCUGCAGUCAGCUACAACACGCCCCCUUGUGAAACUCAUUAGCCUAGUUAACCGCUAAGUCAGGAUGUCACACCGCUGUUAAUAGCAAAUGUAUGACGAUCUACGUCAUGAUUCUAUGUUGCUGACUAACUAAGAUCAUAUGGUGAUGACAGGGUAUACUUGUCUGAUAGAUAUAACCGUCAGUUCGUGCUAAGCGGCUCUCUAUUGUCCUCAUCCAUCCGGUGAAGACCGGGGUAAUUCGUGUAAUUACAGGCUAGUAAACUAGAUGUGCACAAAGUUGGCUAAAGAUGCAACUCAAGAAAGAUGAAACUGUUCAACUCUUGUUGCUGUCUGUCAGCUGUCGCGGAAAAAGUAUUUCGCUGUUCGUAGCUCCCCGUGUGUAACGUGUUGCUGUGAACUAGAUAACCCUCCGCGGGUGAGAGGCGUUGAUGUCAAAAUAGAUGGUUCAUUAAUCUGCGUUAUGUAAAAUUAACGCAUUAAACGCGUUAACGUGGACAGUCCUAUGUGCGAGAGAAAAUAAAAUAAAAUAAAAAACAGUUGAGGCAUCCUACCCUCAAACAACUUCCGCAAAAAGACCAGAAUAUAACCAUCUGCAUAGGUGAACUAAAAAGAACUUGUGUUGCACAUAAUAUUAGCUGAGAAAUAACCGAAGUUAGCUUUAGCAAACAAGCGAGAGUAGCUCAAAAUGACCACAUCAAAUAUAUUUUCUUACACAAACAAACACAAAAAAGCAAUAUGUUUUUUAAAAAGUACUUACAGGCUAGAGUCCUGUAAGUACCUCUAGCCUGUGAACGUUCGCCUCCAGUACAUUAAAAAUUAAAAAUUUACAGUACAGCUGUAAAUUUCCGCACGUGAUCCAGCGGUCCAAUCAGGCCCCAUAUACUUUCCAUAUGCAUGGAAAAUAUAUUCACAUCACAGUGAAGAGCUGUAUUUUCAAAAUCUUACUGAAUUUUCACAAUGUAGUUUUUACAGUCAUUUGUUACAGUGUAGGGAAGCUGAAAAAUUAAAAGUUAAUUUAAUGUACCUCAGUCAUUAUUCCAUCUAUAGAUGCCAGCAUCUCUACGCUUCACAGUUGGAACCAUGUGAAGCGUUUUUGUUGGUGCAAACUUUGCUACUCUUUGUGUCAAACCAAAGAACACUGCAAACACACACUUCUUCAGCACUGAUGAGGAGUUCAUCUAUGAGAGGUGAGCAGCCACAGAUUCACAGUAAAUGUUGUUUCAUAGAACUUUAUAUGAAGAAUACAUGACAUUUGGACAUUUUAAAUAAAAAAUAAAUAAAUAAAAACAACUGAAAACAACAGACGUUUUUCACAACUGGAAGCUAGAAAAAAUACAAACCAAACACCACCAAAACCAUAAACAUAAUGGAUUAUAAGGUCUCUGCAAACAAAAUUUGAAACUAGACACAAGACAUGUAAAACAUCCAAACUCUCAGUUAAGACUUUUAUGAGUAUUGAGCUCAUUUUAAUUUAUAAUGUUAAUUAUUGAUUUAUUCCUUAUUGCAACAAGCGUAGGCUACAUAUAUCUCAAAUUGUUUUGACACCCUAACCAGACGCUGGACUCUGAAAUGUUUAGUUGGAUAACCUAGAAAAAAUACUUUGUAAUCACCAUUAAGACUUGUGAGUGAGCUAGCGCCAUGUGAAGCUCACAGCUCUGGAGCUCAGACUGUUGGCACCAUCAGGUGACAGAACAAAAACGCCUCAGGCCAGCUGAACCAGUCUGGGACUGGAAGCUAUCAGAGGUUGCUUAGUGAUGCACAAACGUAGAAACAAUAUUAUGAAAGCAUUACUAUCAGCUAUUACAUAAAGGAAAAGGGAUUACUGCAUAAGCAUGCAUAAACUGUUCACCUACUCAGCCCUGCUGGGCUCUGGGAACUUGCAAGUCAGUGUGUGUGAAUGUGUGUGUGAUGUGUGAGUGUGUGUCCAAGCAGUGCAGAUCAGCAGAGAGAUUAGUGUUUUCUGAGUGUGUGGACGGCUUGAUGGAACGUUCUGGAAGCCUUUCAGCUGUAGGAAACUGGAGAGAAGACAGAAUCUUGAAGUUCUGACUUUCUUCAUUUGAGCUGAACAGAAGGAACCAAACUAAAACCAACUUCAGGAGUUACUACAGUCAGUAGUGUCAGUGCUGGAUCCAGGCAGAGAUAACACAGAGGGAUAACGGACCAUGCUCCUCCCCUGUGGACGCCCAGGCUUUUGGCCACAUCACAAGUGGUGUCAUAUCAGCUAAAUCAGACCGAGAAAUAAUCCGUUUAUUUUAAAGUGAAACAGAGGCUUGGUCAGACUCCACUGACAGCAACACUUCAACCUCACUGGUCAAAUGGCAGAGGAAUACGAACAGGCAGAAUUUAUCAAAGAUCGACUGUACUUUGCUACUCUUCGUGUCAAACCAAAGAACACUGCCAACACACACUUCUUCAGCACUGAUGAGGAGUUCAUCUAUGAGAGUUUCUACGCAGACUUUGGGCCCCUGAAUCUCGCAAUGCUCUACAAAUACUGCUGCAAACUCAACAAGAAGCUCAAGUCCUUCACAAUGUCUAGAAAGAAACUGGUUCACUUCACCAGCUAUGACCAAAAGAAGAGAGCCAACGCUGCUUUUCUCAUCGCUGCCUACUCUGUUAUCUAUUUGAAAAGGAGUCCAGAUGAAGCCUACAGAACUCUGAUCUCAGGAAAUAAUACUCCCUACCUGCCAUUCAGGGAUGCAGCGGCGGCAGAGAGCACCUUCAACCUCACUGUCCUGGACUGUUUACAGGGAAUACGUAAGGCAUUGCAGCACAGAUUCCUGGAUUUUGAAACUUUUAGUCCUGAGAAAUAUGAACAUUACGAGCGAGUUGAAAAUGGAGACAUGAACUGGAUCAUCCCAGGAAAAAUUCUGGCUUUCAGCAGCCCUCAUGCUCGAAACAGGGUGGAGAACGGUUAUCCUCUCCAUGCACCUGAGGCGUACUUUGAGUUCUUCGGCCAAAACAACGUGACUGAUGUGGUCCGCCUGAAUAAAAAGUUGUACGAGAGCCGACGGUUUGAGGACGCACAAUUUGAACACCAUGAUUUCUUCUUCAUGGACGGCUCAACACCCUCUGACCUGAUCGUUAGACGCUUCCUGCACGUGUGUGAGAGUGCAGAGGGAGCUGUAGCUGUGCACUGUAAAGCUGGUUUGGGCCGUACAGGCACUCUGAUCGCCUGCUAUCUGAUGAAGCACUUCAGGUUCACAGCAGCUGAGGCUAUCGCUUGGAUCAGGAUCUGCCGACCCGGGUCAAUUAUUGGUCCCCAGCAGAACUUCUUAGAAGAGAAACAACACAGCUUGUGGGUUCAGGGAGAUGUGCAUCGCUCCAAACAGAAGCUUGCCCAGCAGAGGUUCAAUCGACAGCAGCAGCAGCAGCAGCAGCAGCAGCAGUACCAUCUGCCUGGUUCUGACCCGGUACCACUGGGCAAACAAGAAGCAAUGCCUCAUCUGGUUACAAGCAUGAAUGAUCUGUCAAUCAAAACCGCUCUGUGCAAAUCCUACAGUUUGGAUGAAAGCAACUGUAAGGAAACCAGUCUGACCCAGGGAGACAAUCUGAGAGCAGUGAAGGGAAAACGGACACCAAGAUCAGCUUCCUCCUCUUCCAGGUCAAACAUGUCAAAGGAGUCCCACUGUUCCAUCCUCCCUCCCCCUAAGUCUCCUAAAAUCAGUCUUUCCCUUCCUCCAUCCUCUUCUAAAAAGCUUAGAAGAAGCUCUUCCACUGUCACACAGAUCAAGAGCCCUUUCAGCCUUAGUCUGUUCAGCACCAGGCCUGCACUGAUUCACUGAACUCAGCUGGGAGAACAAGGUUAUGGAUCUGACAGUGAGCAGAUUGCAAAACUGGAUCAGCCAGAGUCUGAGAAGGCCUUAAACAUUGUGUUCAUGAAGCUGUUGAAUUCUGCUUCAUUGAUUUGCGAGAACAGUCGAUGAACAAAUCAGCUGUUAAGAAUUAUAUUUUUCCUGUAAUACCCAUUGUAACAUAGCCACUAUGUUUGUUUUUUUCUGAAUAAAUACAUUAAAGAGUAAAUGUAUCAAACUGUUUUGUAGAACAGUUGCUGUUAUUUCAUAGUUAAAAUCUCCACUGUUUAAAGUUGAUUUUGGGCAGCAUCAUGCUGGUUUUAGGUGUGGUUGAAAUUAGUGAAUAAAAAGGGGCGUGGCGUCGAAGAGGAAGACGCACACAGUCAGAUCUGACUUGAUUGAAUGUUUAAAAUAAGUUAAAAAUCAAAGAAAAGAGAUAAAACAGCAAUCAAAGUUCAACCCAGCGCCGCAGAUCGUGCAUUUAGAAACCGGAUCGGAGCUUGUACCCAGGAAACGCCGCCCGGUGUGAGAGGACGCCACCGAGGGGGAAGAAAGACGCUCCGGUGAGAUCUGGACUUUUGCUGGUACCACUCUUUUUGCUUAUCUUUUUUGGGGGGAUUUUGACGUUUUGGAUUUUUCAUUUUGGAUUGGGACUUUGGAUUAAAACGGAGAAAUACUUCCAGGACUUUGUUUUGUUUGUUGGAGGAUAUGGAACUCCUUUGUGGACAUUAUUCUUUUGAAAAAAGAAUGGGAAAUUUUGGACAUUUAAUUAUUUAGGUUUUUGCUGAUAUAAACUGAGUGAUUUAAAUCUAACCUAUAAUUAUUUUUUGAGGGAUUUUUGGUUAUUGAUUUAGUUAUCAAGAUAACUAUUAUUAUUUCUUAGU